Messenger RNA from Acyrthosiphon pisum (pea aphid), 1056 nucleotides. RefSeq names its product ALG14, UDP-N-acetylglucosaminyltransferase subunit (gene Alg14). Gene Ontology annotation, biological process: dolichol-linked oligosaccharide biosynthetic process. Gene Ontology annotation, molecular function: N-acetylglucosaminyldiphosphodolichol N-acetylglucosaminyltransferase activity. The coding region runs from base 299 to 949 and encodes 216 amino acids. The transcript has a single exon. The record is from RefSeq and is a predicted model, not a curated record. Gene Ontology annotation, cellular component: UDP-N-acetylglucosamine transferase complex. NCBI's taxonomy places the organism in Eukaryota, Metazoa, Arthropoda, Insecta, Hemiptera, Aphididae.
UUUAGUGUUUACUAUUUACUAUUUACUAUUCACUAGUAUUUAGUACUAGAUAAACUAAUAUAUUUAAGCCAUGAUCAAAUAUCUUUUGUGUCUCUGUUUCCUCUCAAUAAUAUUUCUCGGUGGUUUCUCGACCUAUACCAUUUUGCUUUAUUGCGUGGACUUUUUUUUUCUAACAUACAUUUUCUUUUAAGCUAUUAUUCAUAAUAUUUUAGUUGCAUAUUAAACAUUUAAAAUAUUGCAAGUUCAAGUUUAAAAUGUAAUUUGAUGUAAAUUAUAAAAACAAGUUAAAGUCGUAACUAUGUUAUUAUUUAUUAUGUGGUUGCUGAUCCCAACCAUAUUUUCGGCGUACUUUUCUGGUCGUCUUAUGUAUAUAAUUUUGCAACGUCUAACUAAUACACGAUCACUGAAAGAAUCAAAACAACCUGUUCGGACAUUAAUCGUCAUUGGUUCAGGCGGACAUACAGCAGAAAUGUUGCGUUUAAUGAAUAAUAUGAACAAGUUGAAAUUUAUGCCACGUUUGUAUCUAUUAGCCGACUCAGAUACAACAAGCCGUAACCGUGUAGAAAACGAUGAAAUUGGUGGUUUAGAUUGGUCCAUUUCAACUAUACCACGAUCAAGACAUGUAAAUCAAUCAUACUUAACAUCUAUUUUUUCAACUAUUUAUGCAAUUUUUAUAACUGUGCCUGUGGUUAUAUCAUUUAAACCGGAUAUGGUUUUAUGCAAUGGACCAGGUACUUGUGUUCCAGUAUGUCUGGUUGCUUUUUUGAUGAAAUUAUUCCAUUAUGCAGAUACGUCAAUUAUAUUUGUAGAAAGUAUCUGCCGGGUUAAGUCUUUAUCUCUAACUGGAAAACUAAUGUAUUUUAUUGCUGAUUUAAUAAUUGUUCAAUGGCCUGAAUUGAGACAGAAAUAUGGACAGAGAGUACACUAUCUUGAUGAAGGAUUGAAUUGAUGAAUCUAUUGUUUAAUUUAAAUAAUUUAAUACAUUUAAUAAUGUAUGUAAGUUAUUAAUGUACCUAUACUAUAUUCAAUAUUGUAUUGAAACUUGAAACUAUGUUU